Messenger RNA from Iphiclides podalirius (scarce swallowtail), 294 nucleotides. The record is from the annotation of a GenBank genome assembly. NCBI's taxonomy places the organism in Eukaryota, Metazoa, Arthropoda, Insecta, Lepidoptera, Papilionidae.
AUGGGAGGAGUUGAGGUUGAAGGUUCAUCGGAAGGGCUAGUGCACAUCCGAGAUGACUUCAGGAGUGCGAGAUUAGAAGGAGCGUCGGAGAGUUUAGAGCGUCCCAAAAGGCGCGUCAGAUCUUUGAGAAUGGUGACCAAGCUAUUCUGGGACAAGCGUUGCGACAUUGAUUGUUCGGAGGAUGACCAUUUACGAAUCGUAAAACGUGAAAUCCCACGUGUAAUGAAUAACGUGCCUUGGCGUUUUCCUGUACCAAUAUUGGGAAUGGAGGAUGACGAACAUGAUGACUUACAA